Messenger RNA from Solanum lycopersicum (tomato), 471 nucleotides. RefSeq lists its product as uncharacterized. Lineage: Eukaryota; Viridiplantae; Streptophyta; Magnoliopsida; Solanales; Solanaceae. Gene Ontology annotation, molecular function: zinc ion binding; nucleic acid binding. The record is from RefSeq and is a predicted model, not a curated record.
AUGAGUGUUCUUGAGUAUGGGUUGAAGUUUACCCAACUUUCCCGCUAUGCUCUGGAUAUGGUAAAGGAUAUAAGGGGAAGAAUGAGCUUGUUUGUUGCCGGUUUGGUUCGUGCUUCAAGUAAAGAAGGUAGGGCUGCGAAAUUGAUUGGCGACAUGGACAUAUCCAGGCUAAUGGUCUAUGUGCAGCAAGUUGAAGAGGAAAAGCUUAGGGAUAGAGAGGAGUAUAGAAACAAGAAGUGUCUGGACAACAGAAAAGUGGUUCAAAUUGGCCACAAUUUCAGAAGUCAAAGGGGUAUGCACCAUCAUCUGCUAGUGUACCUACGCCCAGAAACAGAGGUGAUUACAAUGAACCAAAUUCACAGAUGUCGUGAUGGCCGGGAAGGUUGCUUCAAGUGUGGUCAAGUGGGUCAUUUUAUGAGGGAAUGGCAUGAGAAUAGCCAAGGUGGUGAAAAUUUAGGCAAUAGAGCUUAA